Molecule: messenger RNA, 2125 nt
Organism: Pseudopodoces humilis (Tibetan ground-tit)
Lineage: Eukaryota; Metazoa; Chordata; Aves; Passeriformes; Paridae
Gene: VANGL2
Product: VANGL planar cell polarity protein 2
Biological process (GO): multicellular organism development
Cellular component (GO): membrane
Source: RefSeq, a predicted model, not a curated record
UUGAGCCCCUCAAGGUCACGGUCGAUCUCCUGAAGGUGCCCCUGGGCCUGAAGAAACCCCCCCUGAAGGAGGCCCUGGCCGCUCUCCCGGGAAAACCCAAAUCCCACAUCCUGGAGCGCCACAAAUCCCGGCGUUCCGACGCCAUGGAUAACGAGUCGCAGUAUUCCGGCUAUUCCUACAAAUCCGGCCAUUCCCGCAGCUCCCGCAAGCACAGGGAUCGGCGGGAGCGGCACCGCUCCAAGAGCCGGGAUGGGACGCGCGGGGACAAAUCCGUGACGAUCCAAGCGCCGGGAGAGCCUUUGCUGGACAACGAAUCCACGCGGGGGGACGAGAGGGACGACAACUGGGGCGAGACCACCACGGUGGUGACGGGGACGUCGGAGCACAGCAUCUCCCACGAUGACCUCACGCGCAUCACCAAGGACAUGGAGGACAGCGCCCACCUGGACUGCUCCCGCCACCUGGGCGUGGCCCUGGGCGUGGCCCUGGCGCUCCUGGCCUUCCUCACCCCCUUGGCCUUCCUCCUCCUCCCGCAGCUGCUGUGGCGGGAGGAGCUGGAGCCCUGCGGGACGCCCUGCGAGGGGCUCUUCAUCUCGGUGGCCUUCAAACUCCUCAUCCUCCUGCUGGGCAGCUGGGCCUUGUUCUUCCGCCGGCCCAAAGCCUUCUUCCCGCGCGUCUUCGUCUUCCGCGCCCUGCUGAUGGUGCUGGUCUUCCUGCUGGUCGUCUCCUACUGGCUUUUCUACGGGGUCCGCAUCUUGGAUUCCCGGGAUCGCAACUACCGGGGCGUGGUGCAGUUCGCCGUCUCCUUGGUGGACGCUCUGCUCUUCGUCCACUACUUGGCCGUGGUGCUGCUGGAGCUGCGGCAGCUCCAGCCCCAGUUCACGCUCAAGGCCGUGCGCUCGGCCGACGGCGCCAGCCGCUUCUACAACGUCGGCCACCUCAGCAUCCAGCGAGCGGCCGUGUGGAUCCUGGAGAAUUACUACCACGACUUCCCCGUCUACAACCCCGCCCUCCUCAACCUUCCAAAAUCCGUCCUCUCCAAGAAAAUGUCCGGCUUUAAGGUCUAUUCCCUUGGCGAGGAGAAUUCCACCAACAAUUCCACGGGGCAGUCGCGGGCGGUGAUCGCGGCGGCGGCGCGGCGGCGCGACAACAGCCACAACGAGUUCUACUACGAGGAGGCCGAGCACGAGCGCCGGGUGCGGAAACGCCGCGCCAGGCUGGUGGUGGCGGUGGAAGAAGCCUUCACCCACAUCAAGCGGCUGCAGGAGGAGGAGCAGAAGAACCCCCGGGAGAUCAUGGACCCCCGCGAGGCCGCCCAGGCCAUCUUCGCCUCCAUGGCCCGGGCCAUGCAGAAGUACCUGAGGACCACCAAGCAGCAGCCCUACCACACCAUGGAGAGCAUCCUGCAGCACCUGGAGUUCUGCAUCACCCACGACAUGACCCCCAAGGCUUUCCUGGAGCGGUACCUGACGGCCGGUCCCACCAUCCAGUACCACAAGGAACGCUGGCUGGCCAAGCAGUGGACGCUGGUCAGCGAGGAGCCGGUGACCAACGGCCUCAAGGACGGCGUGGUCUUCGUCCUGAAGCGCCAGGACUUCAGCCUGGUGGUGUCCACCAAGAAGAUCCCGUUCUUCAAGCUCUCCGAGGAAUUCGUGGACCCCAAGUCGCACAAGUUCAUCAUGAGGCUGCAGUCGGAGACCUCGGUGUGAUCGGCCGGGAUUUUUUUUGUUGUUGUUGUUGUUGUUUUUCCCCUCCCCUCCCCCCCAAAAAAAAAAUUCUUCCGGCUCCGAAUCUCCGAAUUUGGCUCGGAAAACGGGAAAAACGGGAAAAACGCUGCCGGCUCCGGCGCCUUCCUGGGAUCGUGACCGCUUGUGGUUUUUUUUUUGAGGUGGCUGAGCCCCUUUUCUUCCUCCUCUUCCUCUUCCUCAUUCCCGGAAUCCGGAUCCUUUGGAGCCGUAACUCAAGGGCUAAUUCCAAGAAUUCCCGACUUCCUUCUUCACCAGCGUUUGGGAGCAGCUCCGGGUCCCGCCGACCUUCUGCUCCUCUUCUCCUGGACAACUGUCCUGGCUCUGGCCUUAAACCCAAACCCGGCCCCCGGGGCUGGCUUUGGGAUCCCCAAAUUCCC